Messenger RNA from Bemisia tabaci, 1765 nucleotides. RefSeq names its product putative GTP-binding protein 6. The record is from RefSeq and is a predicted model, not a curated record. Lineage: Eukaryota; Metazoa; Arthropoda; Insecta; Hemiptera; Aleyrodidae. Gene Ontology annotation, cellular component: cytoplasm. Gene Ontology annotation, molecular function: ribosome binding; GTP binding.
ACAAACUAAUAUUAGACAUUCUAACUUUUUCAAAAUGGCAUUUAGUUUUUGUUUUUCUAAAUUAUGUCUGGAAGCCCCCCCUCGAUGGAUAAACUUUUGUCAGAGACGUACGAUGAUGAGCAUUUUUUACUCCCCCAAAAAUGCACAUCAAAACUUAAUAGAAAAGAAAGUCUACUCUGUUUGUAAUGCAAAAGUCUCGAGUCUUAUUGCUCGCGCACUCUGCACUACUAAUUCUAAAUUGAAAUAUGGGGGGAAUAAAAUGCUACAUGAUAGCUUUGACCACCCUGAAACAGAGGAACUGAAAAAGUUACUGGAUAAUAAUCUUACUUGGGAUGGCGCUGGUGAACAUAAAGUACUUGUCCUUCAACCAUAUAUUAAAUGGGGUCCAAACAAAAAGACAAACACCAACCCAGACUUAAUGCUAGCUGAAGCUGUCUCACUAGUGAAGUCACUCCCGAAGUGGACGAUUGCUGACAAGCGUAAGAUAGGAGUGAUGAACAUCUGUACUGACAAAGUUUUCGGCACAGGUCAGAUAGAUGCCAUUGCCUCUCAGAUUCACAUUGCUCCUAUACCAAUAACAGCAGUUUUUGUAAGUAUAGACAAACUUUCAAAUGAGCAGUAUUUCUUUUUAUGUAAUCGCCUCCAAGUUCCAGUUUUUGAUCGUUAUUCCAUUGUAAUUCAGAUUUUCAAGGAGCAUGCAAAAUCUUCGGAAGCCAAGCUGCAAGUUGCCCUUGCGGAGCUUCCUUACAUUGUCGGUAGGUUUCUCUCACCACACUAUGAUAGAACAAAAAAAAUUUUAAUGAAGCACCAAAAAGAAAUGAAAGCUUCCCUCGCAAAGCUCGAGAAGCACAGAGCGCAUGUACGGAAAAAUCGCAAAGCCUUGGAGUUUCCUGUAGUAGCUGUAGUUGGCUACACCAAUGCUGGUAAAACCUCAUUGAUAAAAGCGUUGACAGCAGAUUCUUCAUUAACCCCUCAGAAUGUCCUGUUUGCGACAUUAGAUGUCACAAUGCAUGAAGGCUCACUUCCAUGUAAUUUGAAAGUUCUGUAUGCUGACACCAUUGGUUUCAUUGCAGACCUUCCCAUUGAAUUAAUCCAGCCAUUCAGAGUAACAUUAGAGGAUGCUAUGCUGGCUGAUGUGAUCAUUCAUGUAAUGGAUGUUAGUCAUCCAAAUCAUGCAUUACAAUAUGAUGAAGUCAUAAAUACUCUGGAGAAAUUAGACCUCUCUCCUAAGUUGAAAGAAAACGUAAUAACUGUCGGCAACAAGUCAGAUCUUGUUCCUCAUGAGAAGCUCCUUGAGAUACCCAACGAGGUGAUGUUAGUAUCCGCGACAGAGGGUAUUGGUAUGAAUCAGCUACUUAGUCGAGUAGAACAAUUAAUUCUGAGUUCAACAAAUCGACAGAAAUUGACAGUGCGGGUAAGGGCUUUCAGUGAUGAAGAACAAUGGUUGAAACAAGAAGCUGCAAUUAUAUCAUCUGAUGUUGAUCCUAAUGAUUCUGCGUAUGCCUUACUGAAAAUUGUGAUUACCCCGAGUAAACUUAAUAUCUUUAGAGAGCAGUUUAUAGGGUCAAGUGGCCGACGCAAAAAUGCAUGAAAAGAUUUUUCACUUUUCUGGAAGACAUAGAUAAUGAACAUGAUGAAAAGAUUUUUCCCUUUUCUGGGAGACAUAGAUAAUGAGCAUGAUGAAAAGAUUAUCAUUUUAGUUUACGAUUUUAACCUUGGAUUUUGUACUUGAUUUUUGGAAUAAAUUUAUUUUGUCUGCCAUACA